Molecule: messenger RNA, 2388 nt
Organism: Manis pentadactyla (Chinese pangolin)
Lineage: Eukaryota; Metazoa; Chordata; Mammalia; Pholidota; Manidae
Gene: CHST7
Product: carbohydrate sulfotransferase 7
Exons: 2
Coding region: 263-1723 (486 amino acids)
Biological process (GO): N-acetylglucosamine metabolic process; carbohydrate metabolic process
Cellular component (GO): Golgi membrane
Molecular function (GO): N-acetylglucosamine 6-O-sulfotransferase activity; chondroitin 6-sulfotransferase activity
Source: RefSeq, a predicted model, not a curated record
GAGAAGCUGUGGGGUUGAAGGCGGGGCGCGCGGCUGCCAAACCGGCCAAUAGGCGGCUCUCCGGCGGCGCAGAGAAGAGUCUGCAAGGGCGCUGCCGCUAGAACCGCCGCCUCCCGUUUCCACUUGCUGAUGCACAGCCCGGGUGGCUCCGCUCCUCCCGGCGCAGAGGGGCCCGAGGAGGCCGGAGGCGCGGACUCGGAACAGAUUUUGGAGGAAGGGGAGAGGACAGGCGCCCCACCUGCUCUGGGAGGGUUGGUGAACGAUGAAGGGCCGGUGGCGGCGGCGCCGGGAGUACUGCAAAUUGGCGAUGUUGCUGGUGCUGUACACGCUGGUGCUGCUGCUCGUCCCCUCCGUACUGGACGGCGGCCGUGACGGGGACAAGGGCACCGGGCACUGCCCGGGCCUGCGGCGCAGCCUGGGAAUGUGGAGCCUGGAGGCGGCGGCGGCAGGCGAACGCGAGCAGGACGCAGAGGCGCUGCCGGCCGCAGAGUGGGGCGGGGGCUUGUCCCUGAGGUCCCCGGGCAACCUUAGCGGCGCCAUUAGGGAGGCGGUGUCUCGCAAGAAGCAGCACAUCUACGUGCAUGCCACCUGGCGCACCGGUUCGUCGUUCCUGGGAGAGCUGUUCAACCAGCACCCGGACGUUUUCUACUUGUAUGAACCCAUGUGGCAUCUGUGGCAGGCGCUGUAUCCGGGCGACGCCGAGAGCCUGCAGGGCGCGCUGCGCGACAUGCUGCGCUCGCUCUUCCGCUGCGACUUCUCGGUGCUGAGGAUGUACGCGCCUCCUGGGGACACUGCCGCGCGGUUCCCAGACGCCACCAAUCUUACCACAGCCGCCCUCUUCCGCUGGCGAACCAACAAGGUCAUCUGCUCGCCGCCGCUGUGCCCGGGCGCACCCCGUGCCCGCGCCGAAGUCGGCCUCGUCGAAGAUGCCGCCUGCGAGCGCAGCUGCCCACCCGUGGCUCUGCGCGCCCUGGAGGCCGAGUGCCGCAAAUAUCCUGUCGUGGUCAUCAAGGACGUGCGCCUUCUCGACCUGGGCGUGCUGGUGCCUCUGCUGCGGGACCCCGGCCUCAACCUGAAGGUGGUGCAGCUUUUCCGCGACCCGCGGGCCGUGCACAACUCGCGCCUCAAAUCCAGGCAGGGGCUGCUGCGCGAGAGCAUCCAGGUGCUGCGCACCCGCCAGAGGGGCGACCGCUUCCACCGCGUGCUGCUGGCUCACGGCGUGGGCGCUCGGCCAGGGGACUCAGCCCGAGCGCUGCCUGCCGCGCCGCGCGCUGACUUCUUCCUCACCGGCGCGCUCGAGGUGAUCUGCGAAGCCUGGCUGCGCGACCUGCUCUUCGCGCGCGGUGCGCCCGCCUGGCUGCGGCGCCGCUACCUGAGGCUGCGCUAUGAGGACCUGGUGCGGCAGCCGCGCGACCAGCUGCGCCGCCUGCUGCGCUUUGCUGGGUUGCGCGCGCUUGCUGCGCUCGACGCCUUUGCGCUCAACAUGACGCGCGGCGCAGCCUAUGGCGCCGACCGGCCCUUCCACCUGUCGGCCCGCGACGCCCGCGAGGCGGUGCAUGCCUGGCGUGAGCGCCUGAGCCGAGAACAGGUGCGUCAGGUGGAGGCCGCCUGCGCUCCAGCCAUGCGUCUGCUGGCCUACCCUCGCAGCGGAGAGGAGGGCGAUGCUGAGCCGCCCGGGAACCAGGAAACACUGCUGCUGGCAGAGGCCGACGGCGCCACAUAGCCCCCCACCCGCCUCCCCGGGGCGGAUCCGGGUCAGUCACCAUGAACCAGGGCACUCAGCAUGUUGCCCCAGCUCUGGAGAAGCCACAUUGUGGAGGCAAUCUGUCACAUUGUCAGAGACUGGGAUUUGACUGGGUACCAACUGCUGUGCAAUUCUGCAGAGCAGGAAAAUCAGGAGCUGUUAAAUAAUGAUUGACACAUUGGUCGAAAUGAAGUUUCCAGUAAAGAAUUGACAGUGCAAUGUGAAUAAUUAUGGCCAUAACUUACUUAGGAAGAGCGUUGGUUCCCAGCCUGAACUUGCCUCUGCUGGAGCCAUUUCAAUAAGGCAUUCUCAGAACAAAGAAGAGAUGUGAUUUGGUACCAUUUCCCAUCAGCAGGUGUCUGGACAAAACAUCAAUGUGAAUAAGGGCCAAGUGCAGCCCUGUGUAUCUUGAUUAAAUUACUUAGCAGUAAAUAAAAGAUUUGAGGGUAUUGUUUUAGACCUGACUUAUCCAGUUUUUCUUCCAAUAGCUCCCCCUGCCCCAACCCUGAUUUUUUAAAAGUACAUUUCUCUCCCUGGGGUGGGAGAACCCUAAUGAACUAAAAUAAGUUUUUGCUUUUAAAUUGUUCUAUCUGGUGUUUUUGUAAUUAAUUAUUAAAAGACUCUGGAGUCAUUGGUAAUGACAA